Caenorhabditis bovis is the source of this 1779-nucleotide messenger RNA. The record is from the annotation of a GenBank genome assembly. Lineage: Eukaryota; Metazoa; Nematoda; Chromadorea; Rhabditida; Rhabditidae.
AUGGGAGAUAACAAAGACACGGCGAUGUUGCAAAUGAUGAAAUUGCUGCAAGAGCAAAUGGAGUUAACGAGGAUUCAGGCGGAGGAAGGGAGGAAGCAAACGGCAAAGUUUGCGGAGUUGGUGGAGCGAUUGUCCGGAAACGCGCAACGGUCAACAAAGUUGGAAAAGGUAGAGGUUAGCGAGGCUUCCAUUAUAGCAUCAUUAGCUGAGCGGAUACCAACAUUCGAUUUCAAUCUUGAGGAUAAUCGCACGUUUCCGAAAUGGUACAAUCGUUAUGCAGAAAUGUUAAAAGGAUUAUCGGAAGACGGGAAGCGCCAACUGCUAUUGGAGAAGCUGUCUGAACCCUGCUAUGAGCAACUGGUGGCUGCGCUAAGACCGAAAAGAUGCAUUGAGCUAAGUGUUGAGGAGCUCACGGAAACUUUGUCGAACAUAUUCGACAUUAAACGGUCUCUUUUUGCAUAUCGGUUCGCAUGUUUGCAAAUAUCCAAAGCAGAAGAAACGCCUACGGAGUACGCUAACAGAGUGAACGAAAUGUGUGAAAAAGCGAGACUGGAAGAGUUAAGCGCUGAGGACUGGAAGGUCUUUUUCUUUAUAAAAGGGUUGGAUCGCCCCGCCGAUGAGAAAAUGCGGACUCAUUUUCUGCAUUUCAUGGAACGAAGGACCACGGAACAGAAGCAAACGACAAUAAAGGACUUAUUCGCUGAGUGGAUGAGGAUCUUAAGCCUAAAAAAAGACUCGGAAGAAAUCGAAAGGAGGUCUAUGGCUGAGGUGGAGACCAGCGAACAAAGCAGACAAAUCGGAGCAGGAGUCGGCAACAAAGAAAGGUAUCGAAGACCAGGGAAUGCUGGAACUGUGGUGAAACAGGGCAUUUCAAGAAGGAAUGUCGUAAAUCCGCUGCAAAACCCAAAAGGACGUUUAGCGUCGGUAAAGGGCCAGUGGAUCGAUUUCCAAGUGGAUACCGGAGCCGACAUUACCUUGAUCGGUAGAGUCGAGUGGGAAAAGUUGGGAAAACCAACUUUGGAAACAGCUGACGCCAAAGUCAUAUGUGCAAAUGGAUCCACAAUGGAAAUAGACGGUCGAUUCCAUACUGAUUUUGAACUAAAAGGAUCCACCGGUCAAGGUUGGAUAUAUGUUCGAAAAGAAGGAAACCUGCUUGGAUUAGAUUUUAUCAAUCAAUCCGAACAUAUGGCGUACCAUAUGGAGCGAAUGGAAGAGCUAGGAACUUGUGUCAAGGAGAAGGCCCACCUGGAAGUGAAAGAAGGGGACGAAGACAUCGUAAUCGCCGAAGUCAAGGUGUUAAAUGUGGAUUAUUUGGCUGAAGGGGAAGCGACAGCUACGGAUAAGGUGUUGAAGACCGUCAUCAAAUACUGGAAAUCGAAUAAUUGGCCAAGAAGAAAUCCAGUGAAUGAUCUGUGCACCAAUCAGUCGAGUUCAAGCAGUGACAACGACAAUACCCAUUCGCCACCGGACAAGCCAAAGUCAAACGAACAUCCCAACCAGAAGUCUUGCCAUGGACAAAGUCAACCCUCAAGUUCAAAACAUCGUCACAGUCAAAUACCAGUAGCAAUCGCAAAGGAGUCAGCAGGAUCAACACGUACAAAAGGUAGCCAGCGUACGGUGUGUGUUAAACCCAAGAUUGAACCGAACACCCAGGCAGGCCCUGAGGAUCGUGCCAAGGACAAGUCAGUUUACGACGCAGUGCAAGAGUUCGGAAACCCAUCGUACGAUUUGAUCCCAGUCCACAAUGAAGACCCAACUUAUAUCAGUCAGCAGCCAUAG